CACUUUGAACUCCUUCCUGAACCAACCCUCCGCGAAGCCCAGCAAUCCCUCCUCGACGAAAUCACCCCCAGCAUCGCCCAUCUCCUCUCCCUAGCGUCGAAUCACGUCGAGAAGCUCUCCCGGCGCGAAGAAGGACUCCGUGCGAAAUGCGAGCUGCAGGAGGGAAGACUGUAUUCGGGCGAGAGCCGCCAACCCCCAAGUCGUCCGCAUAGGAGCAGCGCAUUCGGUGAUCGGUCUAAGGCCGUCUCCGCGUCGAAAGCGGCUGAGUAUCGACGGCUGGUUCAGAAGAAGGAGCGGCUUCAGUAUGCGGUCGAGAGGCUGGAGUUGCAGGGUAAACAGCGGGAGCGACAGUUGAGGAAGAGCAUGGCUAUUCAGUAG
This is a messenger RNA of Aspergillus affinis, 378 nucleotides long. RefSeq names its product DASH complex subunit SPC19. The annotation marks the transcript as partial. The transcript has a single exon. Gene Ontology annotation, biological process: attachment of spindle microtubules to kinetochore. Lineage: Eukaryota; Fungi; Ascomycota; Eurotiomycetes; Eurotiales; Aspergillaceae. The record is from RefSeq and is a predicted model, not a curated record. Gene Ontology annotation, cellular component: DASH complex; spindle microtubule.